Hemicordylus capensis (graceful crag lizard) is the source of this 4794-nucleotide messenger RNA. It is a transcript of the gene GRHL1, whose product is annotated as grainyhead like transcription factor 1. Bases 211 to 2100 code for a protein of 629 amino acids. Gene Ontology annotation, biological process: regulation of transcription by RNA polymerase II. The transcript is spliced from 16 exons. The record is from RefSeq and is a predicted model, not a curated record. Gene Ontology annotation, molecular function: DNA-binding transcription activator activity, RNA polymerase II-specific; RNA polymerase II cis-regulatory region sequence-specific DNA binding. Lineage: Eukaryota; Metazoa; Chordata; Lepidosauria; Squamata; Cordylidae. Gene Ontology annotation, cellular component: nucleus.
AGUGCCGAGUCCACCUGCGACUCCCGGGAGCCGACCGAGCGAGCGAGAAAAGCCGACAAAACCCGUUUGUGCGGCGGGCUGCGCGCUCUCUCGCUCGCUCUUCCUCCUGCUCGUCUUUUUUCUCCCUCAUCCCCUCCCCAGUUGCCCGGGCCGCAACCAGUUCCCGUCCCAACCAGACAGGCCAGUUCUGCCACCCACUGACUGCCAGACAUGACACAAGAGUACGACAACAAAAGGCCAGUCCUGGUUCUUCAGAAUGAAGCCCUCUACUCCCAGCGGCGGCCGUAUACCAGUGAGGAUGAAGCUUGGAAAUCCUUCCUUGAAAACCCUCUCACAGCAGCUACCAAAGCCAUGAUGAGCAUCAAUGGGGAUGAAGACAGCGCUGCUGCCUUGGGAUUGCUGUACGACUACUACAAGGUUCCCCGCGAAAGGAGAACAUCAGCGGUAAAAACAGAUGUGGAUCAUCCUGAUCAAGAUCAUGGCAAAAGGAACGGCAUACCAAACAUGGCGGAACAAUCACUCAUUUCUACUGGGGAAAACAGAGUGCAAGUCUUGAAAAAUAUGCCUUUGAAUAUUGUCCUUCCGCACACUUCCCAAAUGGGUGUUGACAAGAGGGGCCAUCUGACCACUCCAGAUACAACGGUCACUGUCUCUAUUGCUUCCAUGCCCACCCAUUCAAUCAAGACAGAGACACAGUCGCACAGCUUUGCCGUGGGCAUCCCUCCAGCUGUCUAUCACCCUGAGGCUCCUGAGCGGGUGGUGGUUCUGGAUCGGAGUCUCAGCGCUGACCAGUUUAGCUCUAGUGCCCAGCCUCAGAAUUCCCAGCGGCGUACUCCAGACUCCACCUUCUCAGAGCCUUUUAAAGAAGGUGUUCAAGAGGUCUUCUUUCCUACUGAACUGAAUCUCCGGAUGGCCAGCAUGAAUUCUGAAGACUAUGUGUUUGAAAGCAUUGCUGGGAACAACUUUGAAUACAUGCUAGAAGCUUCUAAAUCGCUUCGACAGAAGCCAGGAGAUAAUACAAUGACUUACCUAAACAAGGGCCAGUUUUAUCCAAUCACACUGAAGGAAAUUAGUGGCGGUGAAGGAAUCCAUCAACCCAUCAGUAAAGUCCGUAGUGUUAUCAUGGUUGUAUUUGCUGAAGACAAAACAAGAGAGGAUCAACUCAGGCACUGGAAGUACUGGCACUCCAGGCAGCAUACGGCCAAACAAAGGUGCAUUGAUAUAGCUGACUACAAGGAAAGCUUCAACACCAUCAGCAACAUUGAAGAGAUAGCCUACAAUGCCAUUUCUUUCACUUGGGACAUUAAUGAUGAAGCGAAGGUCUUCAUUGCUGUAAACUGCCUCAGUACAGACUUCUCUUCCCAGAAAGGUGUCAAAGGACUUCCUCUGAAUCUUCAGAUUGACACCUACAGCUACAACAACAGGAGCAACAAGCCUGUCCACAGAGCUUACUGCCAGAUUAAAGUCUUUUGUGACAAGGGAGCAGAGAGGAAGAUCAGGGAUGAGGAACGAAAGCAAAGCAAAAGAAAAGGCAAGUGCACUGACCCCAGCUCCCAGCUGAAUGCCUUUUCUGAUGUCAAAGUACCCCUACUUCCCUCCCACAAGCGAACCGACAUCACUAUAUUUAAGCCACUUAUGGAUCUUGAUACUCAGCCUGUUCUCUUUAUACCUGAUGUUCAUUAUUCUAAUCUUCAGCGUGGAGCUCACGUCUUUCCUAUUGCAUCUGAUGAACUGGAGGGCGAAGGCUCUACCAUGAAGAGGGGGCCUUAUAUAAAUGAAGAUGAUUUUGCUGCCCCCGCAAUAAAGCUAUCAAGAAUAGAAGAGCCGAAAAGAGUGUUGCUGUAUGUCCGAAAGGAAUUGGAAGAAGUCUUUGAUGCACUUAUGCUCAAAAUUCCCUCUCUGAAAGGUCUAAUGGAAGCUAUCUCUGAGAAAUAUGAUGUGCCUUUGGAUAAAAUUGGAAAAGUCUUCAAGAAAUGUAAAAAAGGGAUCUUAGUGAACAUGGAUGAUAAUAUUGUGAAGCACUAUUCCAAUGAAGACACCUUCCAGUUACAGAUUGAAGAAGCUGCUGGAUCAUACAAACUCACUCUUACUGAAAUCUAAGCUUGUUUGGGCCUUUUAAAAUGGAUUGUAAAUGAAGGUUGUGAACACAAACCUUUCAUUUAUUUUUGUCCUCAGGAUUAAAUGUGCCUCUAGGGGAGAAGUCAUUAUUCUUCCAGAGAAUAAUACCUUUUGUUGUUGUUUAAACAAGGUUGAUAAUCCAUUCUUGUAUCCCUUGAAAUAGGUGAACAAAAGGUUUUAUUUAUUUUUAAAUUCCAGAAUAGCAGGUCUAACCAAAGCACUAUAAAAUUGCCUUUUUGUGGCAUUACCUGCACAUCCUCAUCCCAAUUAAUUAUAUAUGUGGAUUUGUUCAUCAUGUUGAUAAUCUCUUACAGGGCUAUUUCCAAAUGAGUAUAGCUGCAAAACUCUAAUUAAUCCUUGCAGGAGUUCUGGACAGGGGUGGGAAUGGACUCUAUGAUGUUUACUGCUGAAUAGGGGAUAUUGCUGUAAAUAUACUUCUCCAGCUUCUUAGAAAUAUCAGACUGUCUUGUUUUAUGAAGUACUCCCUUUAUGUUAGUGUAUGAAUCCCAUUUAUGAGUUGUAUUUGUAUAUAAGUGCAAUAUGUUUUGAAGGGUUGUAAAUGUGUACAUAUAAGUCAUAUAUAUAAUAUAUAAAAUAUAGUAUAUAUAUAGAGUGUGUGUGUGUGUGAGAGAGAGAGAGAGAGAGAGAGAGAGAGAGAAUAUUUGCAAUGAAGUGCAUCCGAAAGGAACAUUUGUAAAUAAUAAUACAAUAUUGAGAAAAGCGCCCCAAUUCUAAAUUAUGUCGAACAUGUUCAAUCUCUUGUAAGGUGUAAUUGCAUAAAAAGCAGGAGCGUAGGGAGGCUGGUGGCCGCCUGUGUGUGGUGGCCACCGUGGCCCCCUGGCCCUGCAUCUGAUGUCACAUGCAGAGUCCCGGCUAGCCACGCCCCUGCGUCUGAAGUCAGACACUGGGGACGUGGUCUCCCUCCCAAACGGGGCCGCGCAGCCCCAUUUGGAAGGGAGAUCGGCCUGCGCUGCAUUAGGCAGCAUGGGCCAGAGUGACUCCCCUUGAUUAAAGGCAGGGAGAGCCAUUCCGGCUGCGCUGCCAAUGCAGCGCAGGCCGAUAUCUCUCCUAAACGGGGCCGGGCGGUCCUGUUUGGAGGGAGAUUGAUUGGCCCUGCUGCAUUGGCAGCAAAACUAGGAGAAGCUCUCCCUGCCGCGCUGCCAACACGGCGCGGGCCAAUUUUGGCUCCAAACGGAGCCAUGCAGCCCCUUUUGGGACCUAAAUAGCGGCCCCACGUCCGAUGUCAGAUGCAGGGUGUGUGUCUGGGGUCACGCUCGCAGCCCCUAAUUGGUGGCGGCCUGGGUUCUUUGAACCUGUUCACCCAAUGGUGAUAAAAAGAAAUUGGUUUCUGCAUAGCAUAUUUAAUCUUUCAUUAUCAGGAAUCAAACUGAAUCUAGCUCCUUGUAAAAGAAUGAAGUUCAAGGUUACCAGUAAAGUAUCAAUAUUGUAUAACAGCAAGAAGUAUGUUACUCGCCCCCUACCCCACCACCAGAUGCAGGUUUGAGGGGCAGUAGGCAUCAUCCAUGAAGUAAGGAUUUGAGGCCUUGUACCUCAGGACAUAAGCCAGUCGCUGACAGGGUUUUUUUUUUGCUCCAAGCUUUGCUGUGGCCCAACUUGUCUCUGACACACUGUUGUUCAGACUGCUGAGUCUGCAAGUUAUUUUAUUAUUAUCACAUAAUGUUAUCCUUUCAAGAGGACACUAUUAUUUUUCUGUGACAGUCUUGUGUCAUUUUAGUGAUAAUUUAUGGUUCUAUUUUGGAUAUUACUCCUUUAUUGUGCUGUCUGUGAGCACAGUGAUAGUGGCUAGAAACUGUUUCUGUCUUCUGUUCUGAUGCCAAAUUGUAUAAAGUCGCAGCUCAUAGUGUAGCACAACCAGAUGUCUUGUCUUGUUCACUAAUGAAACUGGAGGUGUUAAUUUUCCUCAGAAAUGAUGUGGCUGACUGGAUGUGAUAAAAUCUGACUCACUUCAGAUAUUACAGGGAACAGCAUGGAUGGUGCCCAGGGGUGGAGUGGGCCUGGUUUCUCACAUGAGGUUCCUGUGUUUCUGGUUUUGGUGGCAGCCACAUGAUAAUAUCAGAAGAGGACCCAAUUAUGUCCACUUCAGCAGUUGCCAGAAGCAGCAGCAUUGCUGCUGCCCAGCCUCAGGUUUCAGGCUCUCACAAUACAAACACUUCAAUGGCUCCUGCAUAUUAUUCCAAACGUGAAUUUUAAAUAGGUAUUGGCUGUAAAGGGCUUUUGUGUACCCAUUGCUACAUUUAGGAAUAUUUUCUUCAAACGGUGGUUGCUUCCACUACAGUUUAGGCUGCUGAUUCAAAGGGAAAACUUGCUUUCACAAUGCUUUCAUACAUGCACCAAUAAAUUAAAUGCACACUUUUAUUUCUGUAGAAAAUGGAAACAUGACUACGAAGAGUGGUAUUGUGUAAGGGGAAGGACUGGAUGCUUUUGUGUGUAAAGUUUGAAUAUAUAUAUGCGCAGACUAUAUAUAUAUGCAGACUGUAUGUAUGUAUAUUAGUCUGAACUAAACUCCUGAUUACUUUCCUGGGAGAUGGGACUUUUAACUGUAGCCAUAUUUGUCAUGUUUUAUGGAGCUGAUUGUGGUCUUUGCUGUUUUGUGUCUCUGUAAUUGCAAAUUUACUGUAAAGCACGAGCCAUUAAAUUUUAUAUGUCAAUUUGUAA